Molecule: messenger RNA, 1102 nt
Organism: Helianthus annuus (common sunflower)
Lineage: Eukaryota; Viridiplantae; Streptophyta; Magnoliopsida; Asterales; Asteraceae
Exons: 6
Coding region: 413-745 (110 amino acids)
Source: RefSeq, a predicted model, not a curated record
UUAAUGUUCCAACAUUGUAAUCUUUGUAAUGUAAUCGAACAAGGCACGAGGAUGUAAUCGGUAUCGAUGGUAUGGUAAGCUUUAUAUAUCAUGAUAGCAGGCUUGUGUUGUUGACUAUCUGACUUCUUCACUAUAGACCUUUGACUUCUCAUAUUUUUUGUUUAUCAGGGCUUUGAUGAUAAACUACCUGCAGAAAAUCUUUUUCACCUUCAGAUACAAUCUUCUUAAAACGCAGUUAGCUCCCUUCUGCCUUUGCACUCGAGGGCCAAUCUCCGUCCGGCCCGAGGAAACCUUUGCACGCCUCCGUUACCUUUUGGGAAUGGGAGCGUAUGGAUUGAUUCGGAUUAAUAUGGAAUUAUUACCACACGCUCAUUCUAUAUUUUCAAUGCACGAGAUCUUGUAGCACUUACCAAUGAGGCCCUAUCGAUUAGUAUUACACAGACGAAUCAGAAGAUUUGUGAGAAGCCAUUUUUUGUUCUCUCCUUUUGUUCAGAUUCUUUCCAUGGUGAUGUUGGAGUUGAAAAUGAAGUUGACUCAAACACUGAGUCUUAAUUCAGUGGCCACUCUGAUGAAGAUGAUGCUAAGGAUGCAUCUGAGACAAAAGCUAUUGUGGAACCAACUUCAAAAGCAUAGGAGGGGAGUGGUGAUGAGGGCUCAGAGGAUAGUUCUAAAGAGGAGCAUAUUCCUUCUCCACGAAGAAAAUGGCCGUUUGUCAGCGGAAGCGACUGGCCAGAUUCUGGUGUGAUAUGAUGGUGGUGACUGAUUGUUCAAGAGAAUGACGGUGGAGAUGUUAAUUUUGAAAUUGGUGGCGACCGUGAAAGAAUGCCAAAACUGAUCAGUCGUUCUUUUGGAAUCCUCAAAUGUUUGGUUUUAAAAUCAUUAGUAUGACUAUGCUCUGGAAGGAAAAUAGAAAAAUGUUGGAGAGAAAGGUACCGAGUAAAUGUCAACCGAGUCUUCAACAUCACCACUGACAUAACAAAUAUCGUCUGCACACUACCUGCCAAAUCCACCUCAGCUGCAACUCAAGCAACUCCAAUUCCCAACACAUCAGUUGUGCAACUAAAGACGAACAUGCAUUAGCAAAUCGACAACUUUUCCAAAC